Molecule: messenger RNA, 501 nt
Organism: Eimeria acervulina
Lineage: Eukaryota; Apicomplexa; Conoidasida; Eucoccidiorida; Eimeriidae
Product: calmodulin, putative
Exons: 3
Coding region: 1-501 (166 amino acids)
Cellular component (GO): myosin II complex
Molecular function (GO): calcium ion binding
Source: RefSeq, a predicted model, not a curated record
AUGGCGAAAGUAGAUGGAGUAGUGUACAAGAUAACAGAGGCUCAGGCAACCUGCUUUAAGACUGCGUUUGGCAUCUUCGACUCCGAUGGAGAUGGCUACGUAACUGUCGAGGAAUUUGUAAAGCUUUUUCGCUCCGUGGGGCAGUCACCCUCUGAGGCGACACUCAAGGAAAUAGUCGAGAAGCACGAUCCGGAAAAAUUGGGAAAAUUUGACCUUCACACCUUCUUGCGGAUCUGCGACUCCCCGUACUUCGCUGACCCAAUGAAGGAAGAGAGACUAGUAGAAUGUUUCCGUAUGUUUGACGAUGAUUCUAUUGGAAAGAUAAGUAUUCCAGAACUGAGAUACGUGUUGCAACAAAUAGGGGAACCGUUGACAGAUGACGAAGCUGACAAAUUUAUUGACUGGGCCAUGAAGGUACCUGAUGCGAUUUCGGAUGGAGGAAUGCUCAACUACGAUAUUCUCGCACGGGAACUAAUGAACAGGGAUCCUGAUGUCUUAUAA